Polypterus senegalus (gray bichir) is the source of this 2961-nucleotide messenger RNA. It is a transcript of the gene pou4f1, whose product is annotated as POU class 4 homeobox 1. Lineage: Eukaryota; Metazoa; Chordata; Cladistia; Polypteriformes; Polypteridae. The transcript has 2 exons. Gene Ontology annotation, molecular function: RNA polymerase II cis-regulatory region sequence-specific DNA binding; DNA-binding transcription factor activity, RNA polymerase II-specific. The record is from RefSeq and is a predicted model, not a curated record. The coding region runs from base 333 to 1430 and encodes 365 amino acids. Gene Ontology annotation, biological process: regulation of transcription by RNA polymerase II.
AUGGAUCUGCUGCUGAGUUGGAGAUGCAGGUUGGCUUAAGAAAAGUCCACUGUGGAUGUAGAGAGUGCAGUUCAAGGUCUCGCGAGAACAGCGGGGCUCGCCAAACGGGAUGUGGAGGGCUCAGGUGUAGGAGCUCAUCUCAUCCUCGCGCAAGGAUGCAGCAGACAGAUAAGUGAGACUGAGACUGGAGGCAACACUGCGUGAUUGUACAGCUUCAAGCGGCGUUCAGCAUCAUCAGAUACCGCGAGGAUCGGGACCUGUAUUAGUAUUUUUUUUAUGUUUUUUGUUUUCUUCAGCAGUGGAGUUUUUUGUUUAUUCGAGAUUUGGCAAAAAUGAUGUCAAUGAACAGCAAGCAACCACAUUUUGCCAUGCAUCCGACGUUACCUGAACAUAAGUACACCUCUCUGCACUCCAGCUCGGAGGCAAUAAGGAGAGCCUGUCUACCGACACCACAGCUACAGAGCAAUAUCUUCGCUAGUUUGGAUGAAACUCUUCUGGCCCGCGCGGAAGCACUGGCAGCCGUGGAUAUCGCCGUAUCUCAGGGCAAGACGCAUCCCUUCAAACCGGACGCGACGUACCACACCAUGAACAGCGUGCCAUGCACAUCUACCUCUACUGUGCCCCUUGCCCAUCACCACCAUCACCACCACCACCACCAUCACCAGAACCUGGAGCCCGGAGAUCUGUUGGACCACAUCACUUCACCUUCGCUAUCCCUGAUGACCGGCGGACACGAUGGAGUUGGGGGUGGCGGAGGAGGAGGUGGCGGCAGUUUGAUUUCAACCUCUGCCCAUCCGCACUCGCACAUGCACGGCUUGAGCCACCUGUCUCACCAGGCGGCUAUGAAUAUGAACUCUCCGCUCAGUCACCACGGGCUUCUGCCGGGUCACCACGGAGGGGCUCAGGCCACGCCAGGGCUCACCAACAAUGGACUGCCCUCAAUUAACGAUUCGGACACAGAUCCAAGGGAGUUGGAGGCUUUUGCGGAGCGUUUCAAACAGAGGAGAAUUAAGCUGGGGGUCACCCAAGCGGACGUUGGCUCGGCCCUCGCAAAUCUCAAAAUCCCAGGUGUGGGGUCACUUAGUCAAAGUACCAUCUGCAGGUUUGAGUCUUUGACUCUGUCGCACAAUAACAUGAUAGCACUGAAGCCAAUCCUGCAAGCGUGGCUGGAAGAGGCCGAGGGGGCCCAGAGGGAGAAAAUGAGCAAACCUGAUAUUUUUAACGGAGGAGAAAAGAAACGCAAGAGGACCUCGAUCGCUGCUCCAGAAAAGCGAUCUCUGGAAGCGUACUUUGCAGUUCAGCCCCGUCCCUCUUCAGAGAAGAUCGCGGCAAUCGCGGAAAAACUAGACCUUAAAAAAAACGUGGUGCGAGUAUGGUUUUGCAAUCAAAGACAGAAACAGAAGCGACUGAAAUUUUCAGCGACCCACUAGUCUUGCAAGGGGGUCCAAAGACAUUAUUCUGGGGACCAAGGAACCUAUAAACCUUCACUGUUUUAGUCUUCUGCUUGUUUUCCUAACGGAGGCUUUAAAACAUGAACACGGGGGUGGUGAUUUAUUAAGUCACUUGUUUUAUGAGGCUUUAUAAUUUCUGAAUUAUUUUUCACGUUAUUGGUGAAUGUGAAGUAUGCAAACCGCAGGUAAUUCAGAUCGACGUCUGUCUUGGAUGGAGACUGUUAGAGAGCGAAAAAAAAAGAAAGAAAAAUAUUACAAACAGACUGUAUCAGCCGAUCUGAGUAUUGCCUUUUUUUGAAUUCAUUGUAAAAUGAGAGUUGAUUGAUGUUUAAUUGCAUCAUUUUAGAAUUUAAAAAGUCACAUUUGUUUCAAGUAAAAAAAAAAAAAAAAGACGGCCAUUUAAAGGGUUACCUCAUUAGCUGUUGCUAUUCGCAGACUGGCUCGAAUAUUAUGUUUCAUAAUGGUAACAUUAUAGGGAAACACUGCGCUACAGAUUUAGAGAUCUCUCAAAUGUGACCCCGAGCUUCUUCAGUGUUACAUAAAUUGUGAGUAACUGUUUUUUACCCUGUAAGUCGUAUGCCACUGAUAAAAUAUUAAACGGGAGGGUUGAUCAAAAUGAUCGAGGUUUAUAUUCCAGGGGAGCUGAGAGAGCUGAAGGGUCAGCAUAACAAAUGAAAAUAAUCAUAAAAAUUAAACGAGGAAUGCAUUCGUUCCAAAGGUCUGCAUGACUACAGAGAGAAAACUAUUACUUAAUGGUGUGUUAUUAACGUUAUUUGUCUGCACUCUUCUAAUUAACCCAUUUUGUUUGUGUUUGUUGUUUUCAAUUCCUUUUUAGACUUUGCACUACAACGUUUUUAUUUUUAAUUAUGUUCGACAUAUGUGUAUACUACAAUAAUGCAACCCCCAUCCUCUACCAGCUUUCAUGUUUUUAAGUUAUUGCCUUUUGUUCCGAUGGUUUAAAGUAGGCAUAGCUGUUACCUACAAAUCUCGCAUGACUGGAAGGAGAUUUACCAUGAACUCAGAUUGAACGAAAUAAAUAAAUAAACAAACAAACAAAAGGAAAGAGGUAUACGGAAUAAAAUCAGUAUUUUGUGUAUAAUGGUUUGCGGUGCAAACGUUCUAUGCAUUAAAAUGACUAAUUAAGCACUAAAUUGGUAUCUACUAGUAGACCUUUGUGGAUGGUGUAAUCUCACUCUUUACUGCCUGUUUUCACAGAAAAAAAAAGAAAGACACAUUAUUUGUCGUGUUGAUUGUUUUUUUUAAAGUUGUUGGUUGUAACACUUUCCUUUGUGCACAAGUAUGUUUACAAACUGCGAUCACACGUGCAUCAUGGACUGUCACUGUCUCAUCUACCUGUCCACGUUUGCUGAGCUUUCUCCUUUGUUGUGUUAUUUUAUUUAUUGAUUGAUUUUUUUAUUUUUAUUUUUUAUUUAUAUAAAGUAAUUUCUGUAAGCCAAAUAUAACAACAGGGAGAUGUGUCCCAGCACUCAAAAUAAAAAUCAUAAAGCCA